Penicillium argentinense is the source of this 1620-nucleotide messenger RNA. Its product is annotated as chaperonin-containing T-complex subunit CCT6. The transcript has 7 exons. NCBI's taxonomy places the organism in Eukaryota, Fungi, Ascomycota, Eurotiomycetes, Eurotiales, Aspergillaceae. The coding region runs from base 1 to 1620 and encodes 539 amino acids. Gene Ontology annotation, molecular function: ATP binding; ATP hydrolysis activity; ATP-dependent protein folding chaperone. Gene Ontology annotation, biological process: protein folding. The record is from RefSeq and is a predicted model, not a curated record. Gene Ontology annotation, cellular component: chaperonin-containing T-complex.
AUGUCUGCAACACAGCUGCUGAAUCCCAAGGCCGAGUCCCGGCGGCGAGGAGAGGCCCUGAAGGUCAACAUCGCUGCCGGAGAGGGUCUUCAGGAUGUCCUCAAGUCGAACCUGGGCCCCUCGGGUACCCUGAAGAUGCUGGUCGACGGCUCAGGCGGAAUCAAAUUGACCAAGGACGGAAAUGUUUUGUUGCGUGAAAUGCAAAUCCAAAACCCCACGGCUGUUAUGAUUGCGCGUGCUGCGACGGCACAAGACGAUAUCACUGGUGAUGGCACAACGUCCGUUGUUCUCCUGGUGGGAGAGCUUCUGAAGCAAGCGGAUCGUCAUAUCUCAGAGGGUCUCCACCCUCGAGUGAUCACUGAUGGUUAUGAGAUUGCCAAGGAUGAGACUCUGAAGUUUCUUGACAACUUCAAACUCGAGCGUCCUAUUGACCGCGAGCUGCUUCUUUCCGUCGCUCGCACCUCCCUCUCCACCAAGCUGAACCAUGCUCUCGCUGGACAGCUCACCCCUGACAUUGUCGACGCCGUGCUUGCCAUCCACCGAGCCCCCGAAAAGCCUGAUUUGCACAUGGUUGAGAUCAUGACGAUGCAACACCGCACAUCAUCUGAGACCCGCCUGAUCCGUGGUCUGGCUCUGGAUCACGGUGCUCGUCACCCGGACAUGCCUAAGCGAGUGGAGAACGCUUUUAUUCUGACAUUGAACGUCAGUCUGGAAUAUGAGAAGUCUGAGAUCAACUCCGGUUUCUACUACUCGAGCGCCGAACAGAGAGACAAGCUGGUGGAAAGUGAGCGCAAGUUCGUUGAUGCUAAGCUGGCGAAGAUUGUGGAGCUCAAGAAGCAGGUCUGCGGCAAUGAUCCCAAGAAGGGUUUUGUUGUGAUCAACCAGAAGGGUAUUGAUCCCCUGAGCUUGGACGUUCUCGUCAAGAACGGCAUUAUGGCUCUCCGAAGAGCCAAGCGCAGAAACAUGGAGCGUCUGCAGCUGGUGUGUGGCGGUACCGCCCAGAACAGUGUCGACGACAUGACCCCUGAUGUCCUCGGCUGGGCUGGUCUCGUUUAUGAGCACCAGCUUGGUGAAGAAAAAUUUACUUUCGUUGAGGAGGUCAAGGACCCCAAGUCUGUGACUAUUCUUAUCAAGGGUCCCAACCAGCAUACUAUUGCCCAGGUCAAGGACGCCGUCCGUGAUGGUCUUCGCUCUGUCUACAACUCGAUUGUUGAUGGCUGCGUCAUUCCUGGUGCUGGUGCUUUCCAAGUUGCUUGCGCCGAUCACCUGAAAACGGAGGUCCUCCGAAACACUAAAGGCAAGGCUAAGUGGGGUGUCGAGGCAUUCGCUGAUGCGCUUUUGGUCAUUCCUAAGACUCUGGCUUCCAAUGCUGGUCACGAUAUCCAAGACUCUCUGGCCGCUUUGCAAUUUGAGCGCAAGGAUGGUAACGUCGUCGGUUUGGAUCUCAACACAGGUGAACCGAUGGACCCCGUGCAAGAGGGUGUCUUCGACUCGUACCGUGUCCUCCGCAACUGUGUCGCCUCGAGCACUGGCAUUGCAUCCAACCUCCUUCUGUGUGAUGAACUACUGAAGGCCCGACAGAUGGGCAAGCCUAGCGGCCCUGGUGGCAUGGAGGAGUAA